AAAAACCAUCGGAUGUGCAAUCGCUAGCACAGUUUAUUUUUUCGUAGCACAGUCCGAAAAUUGCCGCAGUUUUUUUUAUUUGCAUCAUAGUUUUAAAAACAGGCUAUCACAGUUUGCAAACGUUGUACAAUGUCUGCAAAGCGGCAAGCCACAUCCAAUCUCAACCAUGAGAACUGGGAUCAGGAGGAGGAGCCCGAGCAACGCGGGACGUUUAAGACAGCCACCCAAGAAGAACUGAACUUGCGCGUUAUCAAAAAGGCACGCCGCAAGGUUGCCGGCGCCGGCAAAGACGAGACUGCAAGCGAAACGAAAAACGUGUUCAGUGGAUUUUCAGGUUUUGGUAAGCCGGCGGCAUCCACAUCGUCCCCCUAUGCAUUUCUGUCCAAACUGCCAGCAUCAACCAGCGAAGUGGGCACAACAUCAUCGCAAUCUACAUUCUCAUUUCUGGGAGGUGGCGAUAGUGCAAAGCCAAAAAACGAGGCAGCGCCAGCGGGAACAUUUUCUUUUGGCGCCAAGAAGGAAGCAACAAGUACAUCGUCAUCCUCCACCCCCUCCUCUAUAUUUGGCAAAAUAGGCAAUGAGCCGGCGAAAUCCAUAGCUACUCCAGCCGCAUCCACGUCUAUGUUUAAAGCCUCUGUGCCAUCGGAGAAUGCUCCAGUAGUAGCAAAAUCAUCAUCUAGUAAUAGCCAGCCUUCAUCUGAGUAUCGUGAGAAUGUCGCCGAUUUGAAUCGUGGAAUAAUUAAGUUUAUCAAAGAUAACAUAGACGAGAAUCCGUACUGUAUAUUAACGCCCGUCUUUGAUAAUUACAACAAACACCUAGAAGAGCUGAAGGAUGAAGAGGCGGCCAAAUCAGGCAAAACAACAUCUACUUCUUCAUCAGCAGAGACUGCGCCAAGUUUCAGCUUUGGAAAGCCCUCCAAUCCGAUUGGUGGCUCGACACAACCGUUACUCUUUGGAAAGAAACCAAAUUGUACAAUUACCAGUGGAACAUCGACCACCCCAGCCCCCAAGCCUUUGUUUUCCUUUGGCCAAUCAACCACUAGUAGCACAUCCACCACAACAUCAACUACAACAAGCAUAUUUAGUCUCUCCUCCUCCACGCCGGCCACAUCUGCGAGUGCAGAUGCCACUAAGCCUGGUUUCUUUAGCCUUGGACGCAAAGACGAUGCAACAUCGCCGCCUAAAACUAAUGGGUUCAGUUUUGGCUUAAAAACAGACGGUGAUGAAAAGCCAAGUACUUCAGGGUUUUCUGGUUUUGGUAAACCGGCAGCAGCAUCCGAAGGAGCUCCAGCAACAGGUUUCUUCUCCUUUGGCAAACCCGCAGAAACAGCACAACCAACGGCUGCAGCCACUGAAAACGAGGAAGAAGACACCCCACCCAAGGUGGAAUUCAAGCAGGUCGUUGAGGAUGAUGCGGUAUACUCCAAGCGUUGCAAAGUGUAUGUCAAAAAUAAAGAUAAAGACUUUGCAGAUCGUGGUGUGGGCACUCUUUUCUUGAAACCAGUCAAGGAUUCGGAGAAGACUCAACUUCUGGUGCGAGCUGAUACCAAUUUAGGCAACAUCCUGGUCAAUCUAAUUCUGAGCAAGGGUCUGCCCGCCGAACGCAUGGGCAAAAAUAAUGUUAUGAUGGUAUGUGUACCCACUCCGGAAGAGUCGAAGGCCACCACUAUGCUGCUGAGAGUUAAGACAGCCGACGAUGCCGAUGAGCUAUUGGAUCAGAUAAAGCAACACAUUAAGUGAAAACAGUUUCUGCAUUGCAUAUACAUACACAUAUACACGCAUUUUUGUAUCAUUUUUA
This is a messenger RNA of Drosophila willistoni, 1798 nucleotides long. It is a transcript of the gene Nup50, whose product is annotated as nuclear pore complex protein Nup50. The record is from RefSeq and is a predicted model, not a curated record. Lineage: Eukaryota; Metazoa; Arthropoda; Insecta; Diptera; Drosophilidae. Gene Ontology annotation, cellular component: nuclear pore. Gene Ontology annotation, biological process: protein import into nucleus. The transcript has 3 exons. The coding region runs from base 130 to 1740 and encodes 536 amino acids.